GUAGUGAAGACAUGAUGGAGUCUGAAUGCAGCGGACAUAUAGAAAAUAAUCACACUGAAAUGGAAACAGAGACGAGCUCGGACCCUGAGAACGGUCAAACCGGUGAUACUAAACAGGACAUCUCCAGCACUAAUGAAAACACAGAUGCUCCUUUUAAGAAACCGGGUAUUUUUGUUGCUCCAUCUCUCACUGUGAAGAAACCAGGAGGAUUGAACUCAACCAAGAAACUCACAGAGGAAAUAAGCAGAAGCAUAUCAGAGAAUAAAGACACGGAUCGUGUUACUAAACACCAGCAACUAUCUGCAAAACCCACAGACACUCUAACAGACCCGUGCGAUCAUCCAUCAUCCGAGAAAUCAGAGGCACACAAGGUCCAGCCCAAACCAAAAGACAUCUGGCCUAAGAUCCCUGCCAAACUACCCCCGGCGGGUAAUUUUCCUCCGCUCCCGUACACUGAGCCCCCGUGGGGAUCUGUUCCUAACAUCAGCUACUCGUUUGAGCUGCUGAAAAACGGGGCGAUCCUAGAUACGGUCCCGCUGACCCAGAGAAGUUACUUUGUGGUGGGUCGGUUGCCGGUGUGUGAUGUGUCUCUGGAGCAUCCGUCCAUCUCCCGCUAUCACGCCGUGGUGCAGUACCGGGGCAGAGCUGGGCAGGACGGGGUCGUAGGAGAGGAGAAGGGCUUCUAUGCCUAUGAUCUGGGCAGCACUCAUGGGACUUUUGUGAAUAAGAACAAAAUACCACCUAAAACUUACAUAAGGCUACGAGUGGGACAUGUUCUGAAGUUUGGAGGAAGCACGAGACUCUUUAUUUUGCAGGGUCCAGAGUUUGACGAAGAAGCGGAAUCUGACCUGACGGUGACAGAGCUCAGAGAGCGUGCUAGAAAACAGAGAGAAGAGCUGGAGAAGAGGAUGAUGGGUGAUGGCUCAGAUGAGGAAGAAGAGAAAGAGGACAGCGAAGCCAGUGCUUCAAGGAGAAGCUCCUCAGAAGAGAUUGGCUGCUCUUGGGGAAUGGCUGAAGAGGCAAUGCCAGAAGAGGAUGAGAAUGAGGAGAAUCCGUUUGCCACAGAAUUUCAGGAGGAUCAGGAAGCAGCAUACUUAAAAGACCCGAAAAAGGCAUUACAGGGCUUUUAUGACAGAGAAGGAGAAGAACUAGAGUUUGAGUAUGAAGAAAAAGGCCAUGGUUCCUGGCUCUGCAGAAUUAAGUUGCCGGUGGAUGAUGCUAUGGGCAGGCAGCUGGUGGCUGAAGUGACCCACACAGGAAAAAAGAAAGAAGCGGCCGUCCAGUGCUGCUUAGAGGCCUGCCGCAUCCUGGAGGCCCGUGGUCUUCUGAGACAGGAGGCAGUGUCCCGCAAACGCAAGAAGAAGAACUGGGAAGAUGAAGAUUUUUAUGACAGUGAUGAUGACACGUUCCUUGACCGGACAGGUGCAGUGGAGAAGAAGCGCACUGAACGCAUGAAGAAGGCUGGAAAGAUUCAGGAGCGUCCUGAUACAUAUGAAUCACUGCUAGCCAAACUGGCUGAGGUGGAAAAGGAGCUGGCUGACGCUGAGAAAAGGCUCAGUUCUUCUGGGAGAGGAGUCUCCAGUUCUUCCACCGAGGACCCUCUGGAUGCUUUCAUGAGCGCCGUACGGAGCGAGGCCGCUCUGGAUGGGGUGGAGAGAAAGAAGCUACAUUUACAUGUAGCCGAGUUGAAGAAGGAAGGUCAGAGACUGCGCAAGCUAGCAGACCUGGCCAAACCCACCCAGCUGCCCUCAUUACAGGCCAGCAGUAGUCAGGACACUGAGAAACCUAAGAAGUUAUCUCUGCCUUUGUUUGGAGCCAUGAAAGGAGGGAGUAAAUUCAAACUGAAGACUGGAACUAUAGGAACGUUACCCCCAAAGCGAACCAAUCUGCCUCCUGAGCUCUUCAACAUGAAAGAAAUGCCCCCUGGUGGUGAGGAAGAGAAAGAAGAAGAAGAGGAGGAGGAGGAGGAAAAAAACAAGAAAACAGAGGAUGCGGUCACAGAUGGGGAUAUGGAGGUUGUUCAGUCUGUAGAGACGACCAGCUCAGAGCACUCCAGUGCAGACAGAGCUGAAACUCAGACACACCGCCCUAAUGCCAAAGGAGACCACAAGGACCAGCCUGCUAAGAUAGUUGCAUCUCGUGAAAAACAGAAAUUCAAGUCUCCCCAUCUUCAAGACAAAAGUGCCUCUCCUCCAAAAGAAGAAUUUGACAGCAGUGUCUCAAAUGUCCAGAGUCCAAAGACAAAUACAAAGAAGACAGUCAUUGGCCCAAGCAGGCCUCCUGUGACCAUGUCUAAGCAGUACCCAGAAGAUGACCCCGACUACUGUGUUUGGGUUCCUCCAUCGGGUCAGACCGGUGAUGGUCGAACACAUCUGAACGAUAAGUACGGAUACUGAAUACAGAAAGGAAAGACCAUCCUCACUGGAUCAGGAAUGGAAUCAGCCCAAACGUUCAUCUUAGCCCUUGGGAGUGAACAGAUAUAUAAUUUUUUCUCAUCUUUAUGCCAAAACAAUGAACUUUUUUGACAGAUGUUAGGUUAGGAUAAGAUGUUUCUAGCAAUUGUUAAUGAAAACUGUUUGGUCCUGUGACUGAUUUUCACUUCCCUUUGCCCUGUUUUCACACACUUGGUCUGAGACCAAGGAUAGUUUUGGAGUGGAGGUAGCUUAAGGCUGAGGAAAAGAUUAUUCUAUUUUCAGGGUUGUUUUCCUGGGCAAACAAUAUCAUUUCUUAAACAAUAUUUUGGAGUUUCUGUUUUGCUGCUUAUUCAAUUCGAAAUGUAUUCCAAUUGACAUUGUAUUUUCUUCAAACGCAUCAGUCAUGUCAAUCCACUUAUGUUUAAGAACUUCUGUUGUUGACAAAUCUCUACCCACAGCUUGCUGUUCUUGGAUCAUUUUAACAAGCCUAAGCGAGCUCAUUGACCACUCAAUGCGCUGUUCUGGGUCAUUCUCGGAACAACGGCGGACUCCCUUCUCAGUUUGGCUGAGUGGCCACGCUCCGUAUGGCGAGAGCUCCUGUUGGACGCGGUUCUGUUGACUGCUAGCGAUGCCUCCUCGGAGAGAGGCGGCUUUACCAGCCAUCUGGACACUUGCUUGGCAUUCUAGGAUUGGGAGCAAGCUGUUAAUGAAUCAGUCUAUGUGUGUGUGUGUGUGUUUGCAAGAAAGGGAGUGAUAGUGAGCUCCGUGUACAUUGUUAAUGUGUGUCUUCACUUCUCUUGAUAUUAAUGAAGAGUGACUCAGUGUUGGUGAUGUGCGAGCUUGUGUGUGUUGGCGUCUCCGAGGAUUCGCUACUACGCACUGGUCUCUCUGUUUAUGCAACCCUUUUAGUGCUUUUGAAUUCUCCAUUGUUUGGAGAGCAUGAUUAGUCAUAUACAAAAUGUGUGUUUUGUUAUUUUGUAAAAUAAAAAU
Sinocyclocheilus rhinocerous is the source of this 3404-nucleotide messenger RNA. Its product is annotated as kanadaptin-like. NCBI's taxonomy places the organism in Eukaryota, Metazoa, Chordata, Actinopteri, Cypriniformes, Cyprinidae. The record is from RefSeq and is a predicted model, not a curated record. Bases 12 to 2396 code for a protein of 794 amino acids. Gene Ontology annotation, molecular function: protein binding. The transcript has 14 exons.